Postia placenta MAD-698-R-SB12 is the source of this 711-nucleotide messenger RNA. RefSeq lists its product as hypothetical. Bases 1 to 711 code for a protein of 236 amino acids. The record is from RefSeq and is a predicted model, not a curated record. Lineage: Eukaryota; Fungi; Basidiomycota; Agaricomycetes; Polyporales; Adustoporiaceae. The transcript is spliced from 4 exons.
AUGGAAGAUCAGAGCACUACUAGUGGAAGCUCACCCACAAGAGCAAGAGGAAGGGGCAAGUCUCGCGGUGGGUUGGGCAAAUAUCUUCGCGCACGGGGGCGAGGUCGCGGAAGAGGACGCCCUGCAGAAUGGGGACAACGCUUGGUGCUGGAUGGAGAACAGGCGGAGCUGAACGAGGAGGAGCAGCGCGAGCUGGAGCAGAAAUUCGCAAGGAGGCAGCUGAGCACGAACGCCGACCGCUAUGCAGAGCCUGAGCCCGAGUUGGACUCGGAAGGAGAAGAAUUAAAGGAGCCUGACAUCGACCUGUCCUCAUUCCUUGAGCGUCAGCGACUUUCAGCUCAGCCCUCUGCACUACUAUCUCCCGACGAGGAUGAAGAUGUAGAUCAUAGCCUCGCCCACGUCGUACCAGCUACCCAAACCACAGUGCCUUCAAAGAAAGGCAAGGUACAGCAAGUCGAGUGGGAUGCUUCUUUGGAAGAAAUGCGGCGAGAGAAGGCUGCUGCUGAAGCGAAGUGGGAUCUUAAGACACGCUUCCGCGCGCAAGCUGCUACACAACGCGGCAAGCCUACUAGCCGUGGCGGAUCUGCUUCCCGGAGCAGCAAGCAGCAAGACAAAGUGUAUAGCGAGGCCCCACUUCUUCCGACCGAGCAAAAGCCGGAAAAGCCGGAAAGAGAAGAUAUGCAAGAUUUUCUGGACGAUUUACUUGGCUAA